GUUAAGCCGCCUACGCCACCACUGCAGCCCCUUGCGCGAAUUCCUCUGUACAGCAUCUGUCUUCGUUCAUUCAUCACCACUUACCUUCCGUCAAGAUGAUGCGCCGUGUUCUCGCUCAGCCCGCCGCCCGCCGUGUGGCCGCCGCCUCCAGCGCGCUGGUCGUGUGCCCCCGCAAGGCCUCCACCGUGGCCAUCUCCGUUCAGGGCCUGCACUACGUCGGCACCGGCCUGGCCGCCAUUGCUCUGGCUGGUGUGGGUAUGGGUAUUGGUACGAUCUUCGGCUGCCUGCUGAUCGCCUGCGCUCGCCAGCCGAACCUGACGAAGAUGCUCUUCAACUACGCCAUUCUUGGCUUUGCCCUGACGGAGGCCAUCGGGCUGUUCGCCCUGAUGCUCGCCUUCCUCAUGCUCUUCUCGUAG
This is a messenger RNA of Leptomonas pyrrhocoris, 416 nucleotides long. RefSeq names its product putative mitochondrial ATPase subunit 9. Gene Ontology annotation, molecular function: proton transmembrane transporter activity. Gene Ontology annotation, biological process: proton transmembrane transport; proton motive force-driven ATP synthesis. The transcript has a single exon. The record is from RefSeq and is a predicted model, not a curated record. NCBI's taxonomy places the organism in Eukaryota, Euglenozoa, Kinetoplastea, Trypanosomatida, Trypanosomatidae. The coding region runs from base 96 to 416 and encodes 106 amino acids.